GUCAUCAACCAAUCACCUGGGCCGCCGCAGAGCAGAAGCCAUGUUGCAACUUUUCCUGAAGUCCGUCCAAGUUUUGUGAAGCAGCUGAGUGUUAAAUCCGCGAGCUUCCACUCAGGUGUAGCGAUAUUUCCACUCCGUGACGUGAACCUGAAAUGAACCCAGCCAGUUUUCUCGUCGCAGUGCGGAGAUGCACGCAGACCUUCAGACGACCUUUUCCCUCAUCCAUAGUUCAGUGCUGCCUACAGUCCACACAGCCUGUCCCUGCAGCCCGGCUGCCCUACAGAGUGAAGGUGUCUGCUGGGAAACGCUAUGCCUGGUGUGCUUGUGGACACAGUAAGAAACAGCCUUUCUGUGACGGGGCUCACAAGUCAAAAGCUCCGAGUAUCGCUCCUCUACGCUUCACCCCGGACAAAGACAGGACGGUCUCGCUGUGUGCCUGUAAACAAACCAAAAACGCUCCGUACUGUGACGGCUCACACUUUAAGGUCAUCUUCCAGGAUAUAGUGAAGUCAGUGAAAGGCGUCUUUAAAUGAACAGAAUUCAACAUGUCUGCUUGUGGAGGCCACGGAGCAGUGACUGCAAGAGAAAUUAAACCAGUAUCUUUAUCUUGUCAGCUGUGAUGUGAUGUCCUGCAUUAGUUGUCCUUUUCAAACUUGUUAGUUUUUUGUUUGUAUACAAAUGCAUAACCCAUUAAAAUAUGCUUGAUAAAAAA
Molecule: messenger RNA, 712 nt
Organism: Centropristis striata (black sea bass)
Lineage: Eukaryota; Metazoa; Chordata; Actinopteri; Perciformes; Serranidae
Product: CDGSH iron-sulfur domain-containing protein 3, mitochondrial-like
Exons: 3
Coding region: 153-533 (126 amino acids)
Cellular component (GO): intracellular membrane-bounded organelle
Molecular function (GO): 2 iron, 2 sulfur cluster binding
Source: RefSeq, a predicted model, not a curated record